AUGGAAGAUCCUCUAGCUACUCCGGUUUCCGGAAAUAGCAGAGACGUGUUUUCAGAGGUUCCUCUAUCUGCUGGAACGCCAAGUUUGGGCGAUAAGACUGAGAAACCUCCGUUCAGUUCCAACACGGCAAGUUAUUCAUUGUCUCCUAUACCACCUACACCUCCCGAGGAUCUAACAAUGCCUCUGCGUGAACCCAUAGCAACACCUCCAGCUCAGAUACUACCCCCUAAAACCACAUUCUUCGGCUUCGGCGUAGGAGUGGGCAUCCCUGCCACUGAUCCUCCCCUUCCGUCACAAUCCAGAGCGGGUUCGAACUCGAGUCAAGGUUGGCGUUCAGCAGUCGGAAAUCUCUUUUCUACCAGAUCUACUUCCAGUACCCCAGCUUCGAGUCUACAACCUUUGGUGACACCUUCGAUGCCGACCGUUUCACCCAAUGCCACCCCUACCUCAGCUGCCCAGGCUGGCCCAUCCAGGGGGGCUUUGACAUCGUUCUUGCUUCACCGAAUAGAAGACCAGGCAGCCUCCCGCGACAGAAGGAUCAGUCAGGAAAUGGGAGAAGGGGAGAAGCUAAGAGAAGGAUUCGAGAGAGUACGAGCGGAGAUGGAGGAUGCUGCUAGGGACAUGCGGAGAGAGAGACAAGCGAAGGGAAUUGCGGGGGGUGAAGCAGACGAUCAAGCGUAUCAGGGGGAAGAAGGGAUAGAUUGGGCGUUCUGGGGAGCUGUGGUACAGGAUUACGAAGAGGUUGCCAGGACAAGACCGAAGGAGCUUAGUAGAGCUAUUCAGCAAGGAAUACCGGCGGUCAUCCGAGGGGCAAUCUGGCAGCUCAUGUCCUCGUCCAAAUCUGCUGCAUUGGAAGAAACAUACAAAAAACUACUGAAAGAAACAUCACCGCACGAAAAGGCAAUUGCCAAAGAUCUCAGUCGGACUUUUCCUCAUCACAAAUACUUCCAAGAGGGCGGCGGAGUGGGACAAGAGAGUUUGUUCUUGGUGGUCAAAGCGUAUAGCUUAUAUGAUCAAGAAGUGGGCUAUACUCAAGGCUUGGCCUUCAUCGUGGCUGCAUUACUGCUAAAUAUGCCCGACGAAGAAGCCUUUUGUGUUCUUGUCAGACUUAUGGACUCGUAUAAUCUCCGCUCUCACUAUCUUGCAGACAUGCCCGGUUUACAACUCCGGCUAUUCCAAUUCGACCGGCUCAUAGAGGACUUGUUACCUUUGCUACACGCUCAUUUGCUGAAGAAAGGAGUGAAAAGCAGUAUGUAUGCGAGUUCGUGGCUUUUGACAUUGUUUGCCAAUCGCUUUCCCCUUACCCUCGUCUACCGCGUCCUCGACAUCAUCUUCGCCGAAGGUAUCGAAGCCAUCUUUCGUUUCUCUCUUGCUCUUCUGCAGCAGUCGGAGGAUAAAUUGGUCCAAUUGGAGUUCGAAAAUAUCUUGACGUAUCUUCAAAGCGACCUUUUUGAAGUGUACAGAGUAGGAGAGGAUGAGGCUCAUGAGGGACCGGAUGGAGAUAUGUUGGGGGAAGAUGAAUGGAGGGCUAAUGAUUUUGUUCGGGAUGCUUAUGCUGUCAGGAUAACGCCUUUCAUGCUCGACUCGUAUGAGGCGGAAUAUAACGAACGUCUACGCAGUCUCAAUGCUCAUGCGUUGGAAUUAGACAUGUUGAGAAAUGCCAAUCGUAAUCUGAGUUCUCAAGUGAAACAACUCGAAGUGUCUUUAGCCAGCUCUAAUCAAGAACAUGUCGAACUCGUUAGACAAUUGGUAAUGUGUAAAAUCGAAAAGGAAGAGACGGAAAGUGAAUUGGUGCGAUACAAGAUGUUAUAUGCAGAACUGGCACAUCAACAACAAGAUGCCAUGUCUGUACAUAGUAGAUUGAGUAAUGCUUCUCUUCAAGCUGGUCAAAGUGGGAGUCGACAAGGUAGUACAUCUGCUUGA
Messenger RNA from Tremella mesenterica DSM 1558, 1923 nucleotides. RefSeq lists its product as uncharacterized. The transcript is spliced from 9 exons. The coding region runs from base 1 to 1923 and encodes 640 amino acids. The record is from RefSeq and is a predicted model, not a curated record. NCBI's taxonomy places the organism in Eukaryota, Fungi, Basidiomycota, Tremellomycetes, Tremellales, Tremellaceae.